AAACCAUUAAUGCAUGAUGAUCACAGAUAAUACAGCCUUUAAAUAGUCCACAAUAACAGGAAUACAACAACAAUCAUUGGAGACGAGUAUAGAUUAGUCUGAUGACAUUUUAUUGAAGAUUUGAUCUAAUGAGGAGUCAGUUGUUUGGUGAGAGUGUUCAACACUGUUGAUCUCAAAGCAGAUCAUACUUCCUGUUCUUCCUCAGUUGUAAAUAUCUAAUCUACUAAUCUGGCUCCAUCUAGUGUCAGAAGUACAUUAGUGUUCCUGUCUUGGUGUCAGUCCACUGGUCAGUCAUGUGUAAUCAGUAGCACAGAGGAAGAAGUCCUGUGAGGACUAAAGACAGACUGUAGAUUGUCUCUGUUCUACCUGUAAUAACUGAACUUGUAUCUGAUGUGUUUCUGUCUCCUCUCACAGGAUGAAGAUGAUCUGCAGCAUCCUGCUGCUCCUCAGUCUGACCUCCUGUGUCUCUGGAGCAUUUGUAGUGAAUGUGACACAGACCUCCUAUCAGGCAGAGGAGAACCACAACAUCACACUGGAGUGGAUGUUCACAACCAGAACCAGCAGUUCCUCCAAAUCACUUUUUAUCUACUGUGAGAUGUUAGCUAAGCACAAAGCCUCAUGUCUGUUUGAUCUCUAUGGAGGUGUUGAGGUCCCAGAGUCUCAGGAUGAACAGUUUACAGGACGAGUCCGGUGGGACAAAGACGUCCUCAGAGACGGACGAAUCAGACUUCACAUGUCCAGACUCAGGAUUGAUGACUCUGGUUGGUACCAGUGUGAAGUGCUCACAGGUUAUGGUAGUGGCUCUGGGAUAUGUCACCUCAAAGUCACAGCAGCUGCUGAUGAGCCCAAACCUCCGAGACCAACAAGGAGACCACAACCAGAGAGACCAACAACGAGACCACAACCGGAGUGUUAGGGAUGGAGGAUCGGCCUCUACUUUGGACUGACAGCAGCUCUACUGGUUCUCUGUGCUGGACUCUGCUUUACCUUCUGUCUUAAAUCUACUCGUAAUAGAGGAAACAUCUAUACAGCCGAACAGAUGACGAGUUCCUUAGAGGAACAACCCCUCACUACUAACCAAGCAGCAGCCUCCGAUGUUGAGAUAAGGUCGUGUCUAGAAGGUAACCUCCAAGCUGCGGAAAUGUGCGAAAACUCUUGCGAGACUCGCUGCCUGACGACCUAUACUAACCUCAACUAUUCAACGUCAAUACCUAACUUCAACUCAUCAUCACUGUAUGAAGAGUUCAUCAUUAAGAUUUAACUCUAAGUUGGUUCAGUUUUCCCUCCAGCUGUUAUCAAUCAUGUGUUUUAUGUUCUCUGUUUACUGAUGGAUGUUGUUACCUUGCACUGAAUCUCCUAAUGUUAACUUUAUAAUGUGUUCAUUCAUAUAAAUGUAGUGAUUCCUUCACUGUGGCAGCUAGCAUGGUCUGCUACGUUAGCUUUGACUCUCAGCAUCUAAUAUUCAUGAAUUCAACCGUUAUAUUAAGCUAUUGUUUAAAUGUUACUGAGCUGUACGGUGAGAAGAAGAAGAAGAAAAGAUGAUCUUCACCUUGUUGUUCUGGAUCUUGAGGGUCACCUUUGUGGGCGGCCCAACCUGUCAUCCAUGUGCUCACCUGAUAACUUCUGUUUCCAUGGAAACCAGAUUUGUUUGUCUUUGAAUAAAACAUUUACUAUAUGGUA
Sebastes umbrosus (honeycomb rockfish) is the source of this 1680-nucleotide messenger RNA. RefSeq names its product butyrophilin subfamily 2 member A1-like. NCBI's taxonomy places the organism in Eukaryota, Metazoa, Chordata, Actinopteri, Perciformes, Sebastidae. Gene Ontology annotation, cellular component: external side of plasma membrane. Gene Ontology annotation, biological process: negative regulation of T cell proliferation; T cell costimulation; cell surface receptor signaling pathway. The record is from RefSeq and is a predicted model, not a curated record. The coding region runs from base 416 to 916 and encodes 166 amino acids. The transcript has 3 exons.